UUCGGAAAAAGAAAACUCAAAAAAGGAAAAUCGUGAAGCCUCACCGUCUUGUCUCGCCUCCUUCCUCAUUGCCUCGCCGUUCACCUCCAACUUACCACCGUUCGCCUGUACUUUUCACUCCGUCAUCUUUUAAGUCUCAUCGCCGUUCAUCGUCCUCUAUUCUCGUCUACUCAGGUCUCACUGUCGUUCUGUAGGCAGCAAAUUAAGUGUGGGAUUCGAAAGCUUUUUAACAAAAGGAAGAGGUGAACACUAAAACCAACAUUCAUAACUGAAGCUGUGUGAAGGAAACCUGAGUUUCAAAGCAUAUUGGGAAGGGUGAAAGGUCAUUAACCCAUAACUCAUAAUGGCUGUUCUCUCUGAACAUUCAGAAGGAUUUUCAUCUUCAUCAACUCAUGGUUAUACAUACGAUGUGUUUUUAAGUUUUAGAGGCGUUGACACUCGUCAUGGUUUCACUAAUCAGCUUUAUAAGGCACUCAUGGAUGCCAAAAUCACUACCUUCUUGGAUGAUGAAGAGAUUCAAAUAGGGGAAGAUCUGAAACCGGAAUUGGAGAGUGCAAUUAAAGCAUCUAGGGCUUCUGUUAUUGUGUUGUCCAUGAAUUAUGCUACUUCAACAUGGUGUCUGGAUGAAUUAGUGUUGAUCCUUGAGCAACAUAUGACAUCCAACCAUAUUGUUUUCCCUCUCUUUUAUCAUGUGGAGCCCACUAAUGUCAGGAAGCAAAAAUGUAGCUUCGGAGAUGCAAUGGCUAUGCAUAGACACAGGAUGGAGGCAGAGACAAAUGCAAAUAAAAGAAGUAAAUUAGCUGAAAAAAUGGAAAAAUGGAAUAAAGCGCUUACAGAAGUUGCUGAUUUAAAAGGGAUUGACAUAAAUGGCAGGAAAGAAACGGAGGUUAUUGUAGAAGUUGUAAAUGACAUCUACAAUAGAUUACGUAUAUCCUCAAGGAGUCCUGUGCCACAACUUAUUGGAAUGGACAAUUCCAUUAAUUUUGUCACUUCAUGGUUGCAAGAUGCAUCCUUACAUACAACAAACAUACUCACUAUUUUAGGUAUUGGUGGAAUCGGGAAGACAUCUUUAGCCAAAUAUGUCUAUACGUUACAUUGUCAUGAAUUCCACACAAGCAGUUUUAUUGAAGAUAUCGGUAAGAGAUGUGAUGCAAAAGCUAGUGGUUUGCUCGACUUACAGCAACAACUCUGUGAUGACAUUUCAAAAACAACUUCAAUUCUAGUUAAUAAUGCUUCUAUAUACACCUCAAAAAUUGAGAAUGUAGUCUCCCGUAAAAAGGUGUUUCUAGUUCUUGAUGAUAUCAAUAGUCUUGACCAGUUAAACGCGUUACUUGGAAGCAAAGCUUUUCAUCCGGGAAGCAAAAUCAUAAUAACAACAAAGGACGCGUGGUUAACAGAGAGUUGUGCACUAUUCAAAAAGAACUUUAAACCCAACCAUUUAAAACACUUGCUUGAAGGAUUAGAUGACACUGGGUCACGGAAACUUUUGUGUUUUCAUGCUUUCAUGUCCUAUGAUCCGAAUCCAGGCUAUGAAGAGUUGUCAGAUAAGCUUGUGAAAUAUUGUGAAGGACAUCCAAUGGCUCUUAAAGGUAUGGGAAAGGCUUUACAUAAUCGGGAUAUAUCUUAUUGGGAGGGAUGCAUGGAAGAGUUAAAGAAAGAAAAUGGUGCUCGUAUACAUAAUGUGUUAAGAGGAAGCUUUGACUCUUUACCAUCUAACGAUAAUAAGGAUUUGUUUAAAGAUAUUGCUUGUUUUUUUGUUGGAAUGGAUAAAGAUGUAGCAAUUACAAUAUUAAAUUCUUUUGGUAUAGAAACAAGAAAUGGGAUCACUAAUUUAAUCGACAGAGGCCUUCUUAGUAUUAAUCAAAAUAACAAGUUAAUGAUGCGUCAAUUGAUUCAAGAGAUGGGAAGAUACAUUGUAUGUGAAGAAUCACCUAACAAGCCAUGGAAACGGAGUCGAUUAUGGUGUGAUGAAGAGUCAUUCAAAGUGUUGAAACAAAAAAAGGGUAAAGGGAAUAUUCGAGGCCUCACCCUUGACAUGAGAAUGCUUGAGAAAGAGAAGUUACGUGGAUCAGUUGAGUUGAAAACAGACGCAUUGAGUAAGAUGGAUAGGCUAAUGCUUCUACAACUCAAUUAUGUGCAAAUUCGAGGGUCUUAUGAAAAUUUUCCAGAAGAAUUAAGAUGGUUGUGUAUGCAUGGGUUUCCUUUGAAGUCUAUACCUUCAGACUUACCAAUGGAGAAUUUGGUUGCUCUUGACAUGUCAUAUAGCAAUAUCGAAUCGUUUGGUGUUUGUUAUAGUAAUUCACAACUGCUUCAGAAGAGGCAAAAGCUGGAUGGAUAUUGUUUAAAGGACAAAAGGGUUCUUGGAUCAUUGAAGAUUCUUAAUUUAAGUUUUUGCGAACAACUUAUUAGUCUGGGUGGCUUUGAUGAACUCCCGGCACUUGAGAGGUUGAUAGUUACAAAUUGCAUUGGUUUGCGUGAGGUUUGUGAGUCAAUCGAGCAAUGUGUUCAACUUGUCCUUGUUGAUCUGAGUUACUGCAUCAAGAUUGAAAAGCUUUCAAGAAUUGUAUGUGUGUUGAAGAAGGUUAAAACAUUCUUGCUAGAGGGUUGUAAUCUUGGUGAAUCUUGAAGUCAUAUUGAGGAUAUGGAUUCUUUGAAAUUUUCACUCAAAAGGAAUCUGAAAUCUGGAUCUGCUUUUGUUAAUCAUGAAUGUUGGACAUGGAUGUUGUGAAGGAGAGAUUGGUCUCCUUAUGUAUAUAUAUUAUAAAUACAUAAUGAUCUAACCAGUUAACUAACAUGUUACAUGUCCUUCUUUAUCUUAUAUAGAUGGAUUAUGAGUUAUUUAUCUUAAAUAGAUGGAUCUGACCCCAUUCGACCCA
Messenger RNA from Lactuca sativa (garden lettuce), 2876 nucleotides. RefSeq names its product disease resistance protein RUN1. The record is from RefSeq and is a predicted model, not a curated record. Gene Ontology annotation, molecular function: ADP binding. Gene Ontology annotation, biological process: signal transduction; defense response. NCBI's taxonomy places the organism in Eukaryota, Viridiplantae, Streptophyta, Magnoliopsida, Asterales, Asteraceae.